Hypoxylon trugodes is the source of this 1428-nucleotide messenger RNA. RefSeq names its product heterokaryon incompatibility protein-domain-containing protein. NCBI's taxonomy places the organism in Eukaryota, Fungi, Ascomycota, Sordariomycetes, Xylariales, Hypoxylaceae. The transcript is spliced from 2 exons. The coding region runs from base 378 to 1358 and encodes 326 amino acids. The record is from RefSeq and is a predicted model, not a curated record.
ACGACAACAAGGUCCCAUAAUGAGUGAUCUACAGCAAAGCGAGGCUCUUAAUCCCUAUGCUUCGCUAUGCAAACAAUGCGAGGGCUUCUUAAGCAGAUUAUUAACAGUAUAUUCCCAUCCUGAGAAAGAAGGGGGGUUGUCUCAAGAACAUCGACGCGCCCCUCCUAUACCAGCGUGUUAUCUUUGUAGUGUAUAUGUCGCCGAAUUUGCUCAUACGCAAAUAUUCCUAAACACAACCGGAGGUCGGUUUCUACGAUGGCUUCGGCUGUUUCUCUGAUAAGGCUUAUAACAUAAUUCUCCACCCGUACCACCAUCAAGGUGCGUAAAAAUAGAUGCCUCGAUAUUUUCGAAUUAUCUAGCUAAGAAAAAAAGUGGCUAUGAAACAUGGUUUAACUGGUGGUUCAAUCGGGACCGGAUGGACAGCAAGCAAAGUUCAGCUCGCUCGCAGAUGGCUCAAUAAGUGCCUCGAGACUCACGAGGGUUGUACCGUGGAUACGAUAAAAAGACGAUCAGAUUCGCGUAUCUCACCAACAUAUUUGAUCCGCAUUGAAGGAAUUAGCUCGGCCUUCUCUGCCCGAUUGGUCGAUACAGAAUUUUUCGGCGAUGACGUCCGAUAUCUUGCACUGAGUCACUGCUGGGGAGAUGCGCCGUUCAUGACACUUACUUCGGAUAAUAUCGCUAAUUUCAGGGCCAAGCUGCCAUGCGAAGACCUGACCUUCAACCAAACAUUCCGUGACGCUUUCAAGGUGACUCUCGAUCUAGGUUACAACUACAUUUGGAUAGACUCACUUUGCAUUGUGCAGAACUCACCUACAGGUUCUCACUGGACGAAAGAGUGUCCAAAAGUCGGGCAUAUCCACAUGAACUCGGACUGUAACGUUUCAGCAACUGGGUACAAAGAUGGAUUAGUUGGGUUUCUUAACCAAACUGCAACGAAUAGUCCUGUCAUGAAACUCAAUAUACCUGACGUUGGUAUUGUCUAUAUGUAUCACCAGACCUUCCACUGGGAACUCGUACAAGAAGAGCCGCUGAUGCAGCGAGGUUGGGUCUUGCAAGAGCAUUUCCUUGCGCCGAGAGUCCUCCACUUUACGCCCAAAGGCUUAUUUUGGGAGUGUUCUACCUGCGUGUCUUCAGAAAUCUGGACCUGCUCAAUACCGCGAACAUUGUAUUCGAGAAAGCAGCACUUCUCAAGAGCGCUUCGAGAGGUUGAUCAACAUAACCUUCCUAGUCAAUUUAGCGAUGAAGAUCUACUAUACAUCUGGUAUAGGCACAUUGUCAGUGCUUAUGUUAAUAUGCGUCUUGGGGACGCUAUGGACUGGCGGCCAUUUUUUAGUCACGGCUCAAAUGCCGUUAUAUAACUGGCCACUGGGAGACAAGGCUUGUGACGUCGCUGGGCUGGCGUGGGCUUAUAGAAAGCGAUGUCCAUAU